Cryptomeria japonica (Japanese cedar) is the source of this 788-nucleotide messenger RNA. RefSeq names its product small ribosomal subunit protein eS28. Gene Ontology annotation, biological process: translation; ribosomal small subunit assembly; maturation of SSU-rRNA. Gene Ontology annotation, molecular function: structural constituent of ribosome. The record is from RefSeq and is a predicted model, not a curated record. The coding region runs from base 353 to 550 and encodes 65 amino acids. NCBI's taxonomy places the organism in Eukaryota, Viridiplantae, Streptophyta, Pinopsida, Cupressales, Cupressaceae. The transcript is spliced from 3 exons. Gene Ontology annotation, cellular component: ribosome; cytosolic small ribosomal subunit.
AGAGAAAUCCAUUAUCCAUUAAUCUUUAAUUAUUAAAGUUAAAAUUCAUAGAAUAUAAAUUUGCUGUGUUAGGGUUUCGUAAACUCCAAAGAAAUUCAGCCGUCCUAGUAUUGUGUAAAUAUAAAUUUUUCCUGCAAAUUCAAUCUGUUGUCUUAGGGUUUCGUAAAUUUAAAAUAAAAUUAAAUUCUGCCGUGGUAGGAUUGCGUAAAUAUAAUUUUUUCCUUGCAAAUUCUGCCCAUAUUUUCUUAUCGGCAUCUUAGACAGCAGAACACAAUUUGUGCAGAAACUUGAGAAAGGGAGAUCCGUCAGUCCUGUUUGUGAAGCAUAUUAUCAAGUUUCUCUACAGGAAAUCAUGGAUACAGGGGUUAAACUGGCUGUUGUGGUCAAGGUUAUUGGACGUACUGGAUCAAGGGGUCAAGUAACACAGGUUCGAGUUAAAUUUAUAGAUGAUCAGAAUCGCCUUAUUAUGCGAAAUGUGAAAGGUCCUGUCAGAGAAGGUGAUGUCCUUACUCUGCUGGAAUCUGAAAGAGAGGCAAGGAGGCUGCGGUGAUCAUGUUUUCACUUAAAAUUCUUGGAUUUGGAAUGUGGGUGGAAUAUUUUCCUGGAUUUUUGGAUGAGAAGAGAUCAAGGAGUAUAGCCUUUUAAUAUUUUACAAAUGCUUACACUUCUAUUGCAAAAUUCUUUUCUUUGAUAGCUGAUAGGCAAUGCUUAAUUUGGUUUAAUAAACGAGACUUAUUAUUGUCAACUACUUUUCUUGAUUUGAAUCUAAUCUAUAAUCAUACAGCUCA